CUGCUAUAUAGCUGCAGUUUCCGCGUCCCCUUUAUCGCAUACACACUCGCACAGACCAACAAACACAUACACACAAAAAUAUAUACGCGACUACUAUAUGUAUGUAUAUAUAGAUAAUUUUUUUCGUAUUCUCUUUCUAUUCCUUUCUUUCCAUUUCUCCGGCUGUUCGAUCGAAUUCGCCUUGCCCGCACACGCGCGCGCGCCGGCUCGUUCAGUCAGUGUCCAUUCCGCAACCGGUACUGCCGACACGAUAUUCGCCAAUAAAUAAAGUCGAAGCCGCUCUAAACUGUGCUGCGUGUGCCGUUCGCGUAAACUCCUCCUGCCGUGUGUUCAGCCGGUCAACUCGAUUAAUACGCGUCAUUGUUCGAUAUUUUCAUCCGAAACCUGACCAUACCAGCGGCUAUAUAUUGAGUACGAGUAACUGCCCAACAACGAUGAGAGCUGCAAAAAAAACUAAAUCGUAUUGUAAUAGAUAACUACCAUUAAUACAACAGCUGUGUGUGUGCCUACACCUACCUACGUUAGACGGAUAGCAAAAAAGUUUUUGCAUGUACAUAGCAUUGUAUCCAUCACGAAUAGACCUGCCAACUACGUAUAUAUAUCAGAUUAAUGUCAAGAAAGUAAAUCUAUAUCAUAAGUAAUAGGAAUGAUAUACUUUGGGAAAUCGUCUCUGUGGACCGCGUUGUUACUGUUGAUGUGGUUUGAGAACAAUGUCACCGGCGCAGAUGACACAAACAAUUAUAAUGGUAAGUCUGAAGAGAAGAACACGCCUCAUUCACGGCAGAAACGUCUACUGUGGAUCACUACGGAUGGUCGCCUGGCCCUGCCACCCGGUACCAGACUUACGAUAACGCCAUCGCUGUCCCUACCGUUCGUCAGGUACCCGCCAGACGGGUUCCUGUCCAACAUGAGUAUCAGCUUGCCGUUUACAAUCGACUUCGAUGGCUUGGGACUGACUGAUAAUCAGAAUCCGUUUGGUGCCUUUCCGCCAAUAUUAGCCAGAAGCAUGGGCAGGCAAAUGGGCUCAGUACUUGCCGACUAUGUGUCUCAACUUAUGGACGGCCGCAGAUCCACUAGAUCUGUUCCAACGUUACCCAAACCAAUACACUCGUAUUUCCAAGGAGGUGAAAGAGCUCUGCUGUUCACCGUCGUCGAAGACCUGUUAACGAACUUCGGGAUGGACGGCAAAGCAUGUCUGCUCCGAGCCAUAUGUGAAGUUCACGGGCAUAAGUCCAUACACAAAUUUGGUUUCAUCGGUGAAUUUCUUCAGCUAUUCCUCACGGCUAGUAGAUCGACGUACGCUGAUUUAAUGAAGGACUACGUGACUGCCGAAACCGUUGGCAAACACAGCAAAGAAUGUUACCCUUAUUUUAAGGAAUGUCCAAAGUCGUUGUUCACCAACAAUCAUAACUAUUCGAAAAACGACCUGUCGCCCGACGACGAAGACGAAGACGGCGAAUCGGUGUCGGCUGACGAUGAAGACGGCAACGAUAUCGACGACGACCCGAGGAAGACGUCGUCCGCGGCGAGCGGUGGAUCAAAAGUGACGGUGAAUCCGGCACCGUUGGCCAUGUGACCCGGUUGAACGCAAUCAACCGGGUGAAUUUAUCACUCUCCGCCGCGCGCAAUGAUCGUUGAAUAAUCGUCUCCCGAACGAAUUUCGUUUGUAUUUAAGUGUGUACCUACACGUCCAUUUGUGUGUCUAUAUGUGUGUACGUGUCCAGACUUUCCUGUCGGAUUCAAUCUUAUUCUAUUUUUUUUAGCUUUUUUCGCUUUUCAUCCACACCCACCCAAUGUCCAACAACCACCCGUCUCGUUACUCCCUAGCCUUAUAUAUUAAAUAGUCCGCCGAGACUUAUAUUAUAUAGUCUCUUCUUCUCGGUCAGGUUCUGCGCAAUUGAGUGUCUAUAUAUAUUAUAUAUAUCGCACUCGUCGUGACACGAUUUUUCGGGACAUUAUACGGAGUUGUCCACGAAAUCUCCGCGUCGACUCACGGACAAGGUCUUAUUCAACUGGCACCCAUAUACAUAUACCGUUAAAAUCGUCCACCCGAAAAAAAACUAUAAUGUCGCAAAACAAUCACAAUAGAAAAAUGACAAAAUGACAUCAAGAAAUUUAGAUCCCCGAGUUCGACAUAUAUAUUCUUAUGUAUAUACGCGACAUUAUAAUAUACAGGAUAUUUCACCAAGAAUGCUCAUCUUCCUCACUAUUUUGUAUUUAAUAAUAAAACUAUUUAAAUUCUGAUUUUUUAAUUUUUAAAUGUAUUCUAAGGCUAUUUGUGCUACUUAUAGUGUCCUAUACAGACACAAACAUCUAUAUUGCAAAUUAAUGCACCCCCUCAUCUAGUGUAAAUUAUUUCUGAGAAACUACUCGAUCGACUUUUUAAUUAAAUAUACCUAAAUUUAAAAAAAUACCCACUAUCAUUAUUUAAGUAAAAAAUAGGGAUGAGCAUUUUUGGUGCAUCACCCUCUAUAGUACACUGCAACACACACAUUAUAUUGUAUAACACUGUAGAAUAUAGGUUCUUUUUGAAUUCGGGAGAUGCAUUUGUCAACGAUACCGCCGCUGCUCAGUGCGUAUCAUUAUUUAUUUAUAAUAUUAUAUUAUAUAAUAAACAUAUUAAAAUAUCAUAAUUAUUAUUAAUUUACACAGUUAUAUAUUAUUAUUCACCGAAACGUAACAAAAAGAGGACUUUUUCAAACAUAUUUUUCUCUUUUUGUUUCGUUUCGGACCAUAUUAUAUUAUAUAUACAUAUACAUAUUAUAGUAUAUAAUAUCAUCAUUCAUAUGUAUUUAAAAUAUAAACAAACACAAAGAAAUGUAUAGCUGUAGUCUUAGAAUGUAAUAGCAGUAACAUCAGUAGUCUUAAUAGCGUAGUUGCUUUGUAUAGUUGUACCUACCUAGUAAUUUAGUAUUUGAGUAAACGCGUAUAACAUGGAUACGCGUAGGUAGGUCUCGUAUACGUCAUAUUAUAGUAUAGUAUAUUUUUAUGUUGUAUUCUCAAAUGUAGCUUAUAGGUUGUGCCAUCGUUCAUUUAGUUUAAUUUCAUAAUCAACCUAUUAUAAUUAUUAUUAAUAUUUAUUUAUUUAUUUAUUUUUCAAACGUGUUGUAUUCUAUCAUUUUAUUAUACCUAUACCUAAUAUAAUAUAUUUUAUUAUUUAUAUUAACCCAACCGUUGUAGAUAAGUAGACUAUUUAUUAUUAUGAUGUACCUACGCAAAUUAUAUAAUAAUAUUAUUAUUAUUUUAAUGUCAUAAAAUUGUGCUGUUAUUUAAAAUACUAUACC
Messenger RNA from Rhopalosiphum maidis (corn leaf aphid), 3284 nucleotides. RefSeq lists its product as uncharacterized. The record is from RefSeq and is a predicted model, not a curated record. NCBI's taxonomy places the organism in Eukaryota, Metazoa, Arthropoda, Insecta, Hemiptera, Aphididae. The transcript is spliced from 8 exons. Bases 647 to 1576 code for a protein of 309 amino acids.